Molecule: messenger RNA, 429 nt
Organism: Linum trigynum
Lineage: Eukaryota; Viridiplantae; Streptophyta; Magnoliopsida; Malpighiales; Linaceae
Source: the annotation of a GenBank genome assembly
AUGCGUGGGAAGAUUACUAACCAGGAAGUCCAUUCUGACCUCCAAGACCAACCUGUCCUAUGUUGCGCCCUCUCGGAGCUUGGACCUCAAAAACUUGCCAAAGUUCAAGGGGGAGACAAAUCUGCUCAGUCCGAAUCAGGUUCUGAUAAAGACGACAAUGUAGCAGCGUUGCCCGCAAGACUUGACAAGGGAAAGGAAGUGGCAGAAGCAUCCGGAAAACGCAAGAGGGUUCUGAACUUGGGACACCUUCAGGAAGGGAUAAAUAUGGAGAAGGAGGGAAAAGGGAUACUUCAUGAUCUGACCUUGGCUCUGAAAGGAAAAGAGGCCAGUUCUUCUGGCAAGAAGGUCAACAAGGUUUUAUUCGUAUCUUCGGAAGAUGGGGAAGAAGAUCCAUCUAAGUAUGCUUCCUCUCCAGAGUACUCCUACUAG